This is a messenger RNA of Daktulosphaira vitifoliae (grape phylloxera), 1776 nucleotides long. RefSeq names its product cystinosin homolog (gene Ctns). The coding region runs from base 338 to 1450 and encodes 370 amino acids. The transcript has 12 exons. Gene Ontology annotation, biological process: L-cystine transport. Gene Ontology annotation, cellular component: lysosomal membrane. Gene Ontology annotation, molecular function: L-cystine transmembrane transporter activity. The record is from RefSeq and is a predicted model, not a curated record. Lineage: Eukaryota; Metazoa; Arthropoda; Insecta; Hemiptera; Phylloxeridae.
AACUUUGUUCUGUCUCAGUAACAAAACCGAUAAUUGUAUUAAAAUUAAUUAAUUUAGGUACCAGCCAAGGCAAAUCGUUAAACUUCUCUUGUUCGUCUUGAAAAUUUAAUGACCUUUACUUUUGCUCUGUGCUGUGAUCUUUCUGUAGUUUGCCCGUCACCACUGCCGUCUUGACAGUUUAAAUGCGACAAUAAUAUACCGACUGGUUUUGGAGAGUAUUGCUGUGUACGUAUGUAGGCUGUUCAUCUUCUGAGAGGGUGUCGCCGCCAAACUCUUUACAGCGUAAGAAACAAUCAGAUACUCAACAUUAGAUAUACAGUUGUCAAAUUAGGACAGUAUGAAGACCAUUGUGCAAAGUAUUAGUUUUUUAAUAUUAUUUGGAGUAUCACAAAUACAUGCAAAUUUAUAUUUUAAUACCAAAGAUCUUACUCUAUUGGUCAAUGAAACAGCUAAACUUACAUUAUAUUUUAUUGAAGACGCUCCGGAAGAUGCUUUGUUAACAUUAAGUACAAACCAUCCUGAUAUAUUAACAACUAAUGCAAGUGGUCUGAUAGUGAAAAAUUCAUCAAACUAUCAAAAAUGGGCCAUUGAAUUAUUUGCACAUAAUGCUGGUCAUGAUGAACUUACAGUAGAAUCAUUUUCUAAAAAUAUAAACACUAAUGAUGCUUUUGUGAGAGUAACAGUACAGCAUUCCAAAGAAUUUGCAUUGAUUAGUGUUAUUGUGGGUUGGAUUUAUUUUACUGCUUGGUCUAUAUCCUUUUAUCCUCAAAUAUAUGAAAAUUGGACUAGAAAAAGCGUUGUUGGUUUGAAUUUUGAUUUUAUAUCACUGAACUUGAUUGGAUUUAUUCUUUAUUCUAUGUUCAACAUAGGAUUGUGGAUACCGGAAGUUGAUAAUGAAUAUUUAGAAAGAAAUCCUCGAGGUCAUAACCCUGUUCAAUUAAAUGAUAUAUUUUUUUCUGUUCAUGCUGUAUUUGCCACUUUAGUUACUGUGAUUCAAUGUUUUUGCUAUGAGAGAGGCAGUCAACAAGUUUCCUAUACUGCAAAAUUAAUUAUGUUCUUUUAUAGUAUAGUUAUAAUUGGACUAUCAAUAGUUAUUUACUUGCAGAAAAUUACCUGGUUAGAUUUUCUUUACUAUUGCUCUUAUAUCAAGUUGUCAAUUACUCUUAUAAAAUACAUUCCACAAGCUAUAAUGAAUUACAAAAGACAAAGCACUAUUGGUUGGAGUAUUGGUAACAUAUUUUUAGAUUUUACUGGAGGAACUCUCAGUAUUAUGCAAAUGAUUAUAAAUGCAUAUAAUUAUAAUGACUGGGCUUCAAUAUUUGGAGAUCCAACGAAAUUUGGUCUCGGCCUUUUAUCUGUAUUUUUUGAUAUUUUAUUCUUCCUGCAACAUUAUGUAUUCUACAGCUAUCAACUGCUUUUUAAGAAAAAGGCUAUUAUCAAUCAGCAAUAGAAAUUUCUUGCAUAUACUCGAAUUAAUAGAAUAUGCUGCCACAGAAGCUCAAAAGUUUAUGAUCUCAAGGGUUGUACCUAAAAUUUUUUUGAAGUUACCAUAAUGUUUUACUAUACCUUUUUGUAACAAUUCUGUGACAUUUGUUAUUAUUUAAUUAAUUUUAAAAAGUAUGUAGAUGUGUAACACAUAUUAUGUAUGUGUAUUAUUGAUUAUUUAAUGUAUUUUUAAUUUUAAUUUUUGUUGUUAUCCUAUAUUUAAUAUUUAUCUUAAUUAUGAAUGUAUAAAUUGUAUGUGAGAUUUGUGAGUUAAUAGAAAAUUAAUUUUGA